AAAAACAACGGUCGUAUCAAGCUGGGGCUCAAGAGCCUCGUCAACAAAGGUACCUUAGUACAGACCAAGGGCACCGGUGCUUCUGGUUCUUUCAAACUGAACAAGAAGCCGGGUGAGACAAAGGAGAAAGCAACUAAGAAAAAGCCCGCAGCCAAGCCCAAGAAGCCGGCGGCCAAGAAGCCCGUCAGCGCUGCCAAGAAGCCUAAGAAAGCUGCUGCAGUGAAGAAGAGUCCCAAGAAAGCCAAGAAACCGGUGGCUGCUGCUGCCAAGAAGGCUACUAAGAGCCCUAAGAAGGCUGCCAAGGCAGGUCGGACCAAGAAGGCAGCAAAGAGCCCGGCUAAGGCCAAGGCAGUGAAGCCCAAAGCAGCCAAACCUAAAGCGGCCAAGCCCAAAGCUGCCACAGCAAAGAAGGCAAAAAGAAGUAAAAAGACUGAGAAGCAAUUAGUCUACUCAUUUAAAUAA
Messenger RNA from Nestor notabilis (Kea), 462 nucleotides. RefSeq names its product histone H1-like. NCBI's taxonomy places the organism in Eukaryota, Metazoa, Chordata, Aves, Psittaciformes, Psittacidae. Gene Ontology annotation, biological process: nucleosome assembly. Gene Ontology annotation, cellular component: nucleosome. The annotation marks the transcript as partial. The record is from RefSeq and is a predicted model, not a curated record. Gene Ontology annotation, molecular function: structural constituent of chromatin; DNA binding. The transcript has a single exon.